UUCUUUUCUUUUUAUUGUUUGUUUUCGAGUAUAAGUUCUCCAAUUGGUGGGACUAUGUGUGAGUGUGAUAAUGAGUGACAAUUUUGUCUGCUUCGUUAAACCUAGUUUAGGUUCGGUCGGAUAAUUUGAGAAAUUAUAUUUUUAGAGUUUCGAAAAUGUUGAGAUGUACUCCGAAUCUCUGAAAAUUCAAUAAAGUUAUAUGGAUUUGUGCAAUUUUUCAUGCUAUCUCUGAGACGAUAUAUGAGAUAAGGCAAUAUCUGUAACGCUGAUUUUAAUUAUAAUAAACCCAUGAUAAUGAAGGCCCAUUAUCAUAUGGGCUCAAAGCCCAAAACCUCUGUACACAUACAAUGUUCUAGAGCAACAACGGUAAUAAAUGAGUAGAUUUCAAAUUCAAACCGAUUUCCACGUGAGACGCACGUGAUCCAGGACCGGCUUUUGAUCCAACGGCUCAGAUAAUCGCGUUGGCUCAAAGCUAGUACAAAUUCAAAAACCCUUCCACAAAACCUACGCAUUCUUUAAUUAGGGCUUCUCCAGUAUAUAUUCACACACACAAACACUCAACGCAGCGCUAACCAAUUCCAAUCCAUCUCCAUCUUCUCUCUCUAGCUGCACCAUCCGCCUUUGCUUUGUUUAACUCUCUCUCAAAAGGAUCAGCCGCCGAUCGAAUGGCGUUGCCGAAUCAACAGACUGUGGAUUACCCUAGCUUCAAGCUUGUUAUUGUUGGAGAUGGUGGCACUGGAAAGACUACCUUUGUGAAGAGGCAUCUCACUGGAGAAUUCGAGAAGAAAUAUGAACCAACUAUCGGUGUGGAGGUUCAUCCCUUGGAUUUCUUCACUAACUGCGGGAAAAUCCGAUUUUAUUGCUGGGACACUGCUGGUCAAGAGAAAUUUGGUGGGCUUAGGGAUGGAUACUACAUCCAUGGACAAUGUGCCAUCAUUAUGUUUGAUGUGACAGCUCGAUUGACUUACAAGAAUGUUCCAACGUGGCACCGUGAUCUCUGCCGGGUCUGUGAAAAUAUCCCAAUUGUGCUAUGUGGCAACAAAGUUGAUGUGAAGAACAGGCAGGUGAAAGCAAAACAAGUUACAUUCCACAGGAAGAAGAAUUUGCAGUACUAUGAAAUCUCAGCAAAGAGUAAUUACAACUUUGAGAAGCCUUUCUUGUACCUUGCCAGGAAGCUUGCCGGUGAUCCUUCAUUGCACUUUGUCGAGUCCCCGGCCCUUGCUCCACCUGAAGUUCAAAUUGAUUUGGCUGCACAGCAACAGCAUGAAGCUGAGCUCUUACAGGCGGCCAGCCAGCCCCUUCCUGAUGAUGAUGAUGAGGCAUUCGACUAAAAAGAUUGCGCGACCCAAUUAUGCAUGCGUGCUUGUUGGGGUUUUUGAGGAUUUUGUUAUCUGAGUUUGAGGGUUCUUACUGUAGAUGUAGUUUCUCUUGAACUGCUGGUGGAUUGUUGAUUUCAUAUGGUUGUGGGAAGAUGCUUUUUAAUCUUCUGAAUAUGUGAGGUGGUAUUAUUUGUAUCAGCUAGUCUUUUAUAUGAACAAUUGAUAUAAAUAUUUGCCGUGGUUUUCGUGGAACAAACAGGUUGGUUGAUCGAUCCAAGUUUCCAUUGCCACGUUUAUAUA
Salvia miltiorrhiza (redroot sage) is the source of this 1619-nucleotide messenger RNA. RefSeq names its product GTP-binding nuclear protein Ran1A-like. The transcript has 8 exons. The coding region runs from base 666 to 1331 and encodes 221 amino acids. Lineage: Eukaryota; Viridiplantae; Streptophyta; Magnoliopsida; Lamiales; Lamiaceae. Gene Ontology annotation, cellular component: nucleus; cytoplasm. The record is from RefSeq and is a predicted model, not a curated record. Gene Ontology annotation, molecular function: GTPase activity; GTP binding. Gene Ontology annotation, biological process: ribosomal subunit export from nucleus; protein import into nucleus.